Symbiodinium sp. CCMP2592 is the source of this 16797-nucleotide messenger RNA. The record is from the annotation of a GenBank genome assembly. NCBI's taxonomy places the organism in Eukaryota, Dinophyceae, Suessiales, Symbiodiniaceae.
AUGGCUCCCAAGCAAGGAGGUGCUGGCAGUCAGUCAUCGCAGAAGGGCGGCUCCGGAAAGGGCAAAGAGAAAGCGGACAAUCAGCAGAUUACAAAGAUCGAAUUUGGAUUGCCCCCUUCGAUGGUUCAAUCCUUACAAUCGAUCGCGACCAGGGCUACACAGGAUUUGUGGAGCCAGACAGCCUUUACUGCCGAGAAUGCCACCGUCGAACAGUUAGCUCAGCGCAGUGCAAACGCCCUGGGUCGACUGUCGAAGCGGUUGAACGGCAACGUCCGCGCCAAGAAGGACCUCCAGGAUGCGCUGCUGGCAUGGCUGUCUACAAUGGGACAGCAUCUUUUGGGCCUCGCCCACCGUGUCGAUGCUCUCAGCAGGAAAGUGGACGAGGAUACAGUCGCUGCAGUGGAGGAAAUGCGCCAAGUCAUGGCGGCACAACCCUCCGUGACCACAGAGGAGCAGCUCGACCGUGCGACCCAGUCUCUGGGACCAGUUUGGUCCGAGGGCCAAGUGGUGGAGGUUCAGAGUUUGGCAGCAGCUCUUCGAGCCUUCUCCACGACCCAGGCCAUGCCUUCAGGGACUCCAGUUCCAGUGCAAGGGCUUGCAGGUGUGCACAGAGGCGGCACCUUUCUAGGGCUGCAAGUUGCAGCAGGACCCUCCUCGGAUGUCCCUAUGCUUUCUGGCCCUCAGCAGCCCGCUGGAGACCUCGCUGCCGGACCACAGUUCGGAGAUGAGUUUUGGGCCCUUGGACAACACAUCCAGCCAGGCCCCUUCUGGAAUGGAAGGCCAGCGAACGGAGGCAAUGUCGACCGGCCCUCCAAAAGCCCGCGUCGGGACCUGGAGGGUGCACCGUGGCCUGGAGAAGCCACAGGACGCACCCCCGAGGGCCUCAAACGCGAUGCACAGACCGCUGUUGCCGACGACGACCCAGAAUUACUGCCGGCCACUGCAACAGCAAGUGCCUGGGUUGUGUCAUGGUUGGCUCUCCUUCGCUUCGCUGUGGACAGCGGAGCCGACUUGGUGGGCGAAGUCGGCCGCUGCCCCCAGCAAGACCAGGCCAUGCAGCUCACUCUGGAUGCUCAGGCGCAGGAUGUGGUUCUACGCACUGCCGAAUCGGUCUGGACUGCUUUGGAAAAUGCGGUGGCGGACCCGGCUCAUGCCGACCUGCAGUCGCUCUUUCUAUCCCUGCAGGGAUUUCUGCACAGUGUACGGGGAUGCGCCAAUGCUCUGCCACAGGUUCGUCAGGGACUGCUGGUGGCCGCGCUCCUGUCCAAUGGGAACCUCAGGGACCCGUUUGCAUAUGCCCCCUCCACUGCUCAAGAAUGGUUGUUUCCAGACCUUCUCUUGGAAGCAGGGGUGCCAUUGCGCGGGUUUGUGGCAAAGGAUGCUUCAAUGGAUGCACAUGUUCAAGCCAGUUGGAUCAGACACCUGCCAGAACGAGCUCGAGUGACCUCUGAUGAUGUCGCGCAGCAAUGGCUUUCCGGCACAGCUGUCCCAGCGGGCUGUGGUAACAGAGACUUCGUUUGGUCGAAAGCAAUGUGGCCCUACUUGGGCACACAGACACGGGCAGCAUUGCUCUUCAUUUGCCUCGGCCUUGAUUUGGGCCUGCCAUUCCCUUACGUCCUCCUCAUGGGCCUGCAUGUGACGCUGCUGCUGCUGUACUUCUCAGUUGCUGAUGGGGCUACUCUUGACCUUGGGGCUGCGGUUGUCUCUUCUUGCUUCAUGCAUUCCCCUGAAGCUGUGCAGCUCCAUGCCCACGGAUUUCACGAAGGCCCGCCUGUUCUCAGUACCGGACCUGUCCUCCCCACCCCGACCGUGGAGGAGAUGUGCGAGGUCUAUCCGGUUGGGCGUACGGGGAACCUGCUUCUUCCACGCACCGAUCGGAACAGAAGGCAUCUUUCCGUCCUUGUGGGAACGCCUCCUGGCGCUCCGAUCCUGGAACCGUGUCCCAUCCCUCUCCUGGUUGAUGAAUGGUUGCAUGGUCCUCUUCUUCACGCCAGGUUGGCAGCUUCGCUGGGCUUUCCCUCGGGGGUGUUCUCUGCUUCUGCUGUCCGGGGAGUCCUCCCAGGGCUGCCAGGUGAGCAAAUUCUUCUGACCCCCGUUGCCUGCUCCUGGCGACAAGUGUGGCUGCCUGUGGAUCUGCGUCAAAUCGGAGGCCGUAUCUGUAUGCUUCAGUGCCCUCGUGUCGACCUUCUCCUUGCUCGAUGCCCGUGGGGCUGGUUGACUCUUGUGUCCCAGCCCCUUUUCUUGCAAGAUGUCGACACUCUGCAAUUCCAGCUCGGGCCGUCAACGGGAGCUCUGGUCAGUCUGCCCUCCGCUCCACUCAAUCAAGAGGCUUUCCCAGGACUCAUCCUCUUCUUCAGAGGAGCAGGUUGGAGGCUGGGAUGGCCCGGAUACGUCGGAGAAGGCGUCCUCUCCUUUGAGGUGCCUCGUGCGGCUGAUGUCGAUUCCGCCCUUCUUCACACCCUUCUGCGGCAGGUCCUGCCUGGGAAGCAUAUUUUCAUUGAGAUUCCCGAUUCCGGGGCCCUCCCCCAUGCCACGUUUGCUGCAGUGAGUUCGGGGCAAGACUGCAUCAUUUAUCGUCUUACUGACGCCUCUGUCCCGACGGCCCCGGGGCUCUUUCUUGCAUUCUCUGGAGUCUUUGACUCCUUUUCUGCCUUCUUGGAGAGUCUCCUCAGCAGUGGGCGGCCCGCCGCCGGGCUCCUCCGCAGCCUACGCACCUUUGGUCUCUCUGUGCUCACCUGGGAAUGCACCACCAUCCCUACCCGUGACGACUGCCACUUCUGGUAUGUCCAUGUACAAGCCGAUUUCGCGCGGGCGCGCCGCCACGCCGUGCAUUUCUUUGGGCACCCCCGCGCCAUUCGGCAACCUUCUGUGCUGCCCCCGCCGCGGGCGAGAGCUUUUACACAUGUGGGUGUUCAAACCACCGCCCCUUUUAUCACGGCUAGCACCCAGGCCGCUGUGUUGCAAUCACCCCCGACCUCAUGCGGGGCAGGAGUUGUGCCAGAUUCUGCGUCUGAGCUUGUUAGCCUGUGGUGUGAUUCUUGGCACAUUAAAUGUAUCGUGGCCUGCAUUCCAGGUUUCACUGUCUGGGCACUGAGGGAAGGCGGCCGCCUUGUUGGAAUGUGCACUCCUGUCCCGACCUGGGAAGCUGUUACUCGAGCACUUUCCCUCUCUCUUUGGGAACUUCCCCAGACCUUCCUCUCCGAUAACAAUCAGGUCUGGCCGUACCCUCGGGAUCUUGCGGACGUCACAAGGAAGUGCGUUAGUGUGGGAUACGAUUCGCCCGAGGGCGUUUCGCAACUGCUGCGUCACUGCACAGCAUCCUAUCCCAGCCCACCGCCUUCUCCACCUGCCUAUCCUUCCGCUGCUCUUGGCUUAGCUUGGUUUAGUAAGGGUAAGCCUUGGCUGGGGUUUCUAUUCUUUGCUAUGCAAGCGGGAUCUGUGCAGCUCGCGAUUACGUCAACUGCCCUCACUUCACGAGUGGGAGCCGAUGAUCCUCUGCUUCCUCGGCGAGACUUCACGCGGACCUGCACCCUCUCCUGGACACAUGAGCUAGGGCGCCAGACUUAUGGCUUUGCUGUUGCCGCCCCUCAACUCGGCGCCUAUGUGGAAUGCACCUCACCGUGGCCUGAGGUUCAAAUCCAUCUGUGGUUGCCGGGCCAAGGCCCGGUUCACAUGCGAGUCGGUGCCCGCCACAUGGACAUGCACCUCAGUGCCUAUUUGGGUGCUUUCUUGCCCGAUUGCGAAUACGGUCUUCAUGUUGCGUACGACUCCAACCCUCAGGUCCUAGACCUGAUCGUCGCGCCUCCUUCUCCUGUGGCGUGGUGGAUCCUGAGGGACUCUAUCGGGUGCGAGUUGCUCCGGCCGGUCAUCCAGCACUACACUUCGCAUUGCUCCUUCUUCUUCUGCACAGUUGAGCCCGAUGGCGUUGUUCUUAGUGUUGAGCCCUCAGCCGAAGUCCGACAAAUGUCUCCGAGCCCGCAUGGAGCUAGAGCUUUGAUCUCGCGUGCCCUGCCCGGCCUCAUAGGUCAGGUGAUCGAUGGCACGCUGCUGAUUGUUGCAGCUAAAGCAGGGCCUUCGUUUCCUGGUUGCCUGGCAGUGCUCUUGUUCACCUAUCAUGCGGCUGCGAUGCAGCCACCGCAGGCGCAUCAAUUAGUACCGGUCGCUGAGGUUGCUCCCACACCGUCCACCAUGCGCAUCUGGACCUUAAAUGUGCCGCAGCCAGUCGACCUGCCUUGGUUCUGGCUCCUCCAUUGGGGCGCCGCGGCGGUCGUUACCUUCGGCCACUCGCCCUUUAAUUGGGAGGUUGUUUCCGCUCACCUCCGCACUCUGUUUCAAGGUGGCCAACUGCCGGAGCGGUGCCCAACACUUGCCUAUGCUGGCCAGUUUUAUGCCCCUGGCACAGUUCUGCCGGAUUUCCCCUCGGGUGCUAUUAUCCAGAUUUUAGUUGGGGCCCUGGAGCGGCUUCCUGGGGACGAUGACCCCUGGAACCCGGAGCCUUUUGUUGUCGAAAGCCCUUACUUUCGUCAUAUCCCCAGUCGCGGUCCUGCGCUUGAACCGGCCAUUGUUCUGGAUGGUCAUGGCCACAGGGUGGCUGCUGGAGCUCUGCAAACUCCUCUGGUCGAUCAAGGUGUUCAAACAGACCUUUCCGGCAAUGGCACUGGCCUUGAUCAUGCCACUGUCUCCAGGGUGCAUCACCUCUCCCAGGAGCUCUCGUUCCACACUGCUCGGCUCUGGGCCGGCCUCGCCGAACCUGAUGCCGAGCCGGCAGGCGAUAAUCCACCGGUCCUGAGACUCUCCUCCCAGAGUGCAUGCGCGGCCGAUACCUCUACGGCCGAUCUUUUGGAUCUCAGCGAUGCAUCAGGCUCUCAGGCUAUGUGCGGACUGCCGUGGGUCGCUUUGCUGUUUCUCGGCGUUCAGGUACCUCGCGCCCUUGGGGCGGUUGGGAGUCUCCUUGCCCUUGCUACCCUCAGCUCGGGGUCAAUCAUUACCCCACCGCAGGCUAGCUCUGAGGAAGAGCAGGUUAAUGAUACUGCCCCUCCGGCUGUGCAGGCCAUUAAUAUGUCAGCGGCGGACUGGGCCCCCGCACCCGUUGUGCGACCAGCCGGCCCUCCCCCGCCAGAGCCGGUGAAUGCUCCCUUCCAACCUCACAUGCUGUUUCUUCGCGCGGCGCGGCCACUUGAGGACUAUGCCUUGAGACAAUGGCCCUCAACGGCCGAUAGGGAACCUGCAGCCGAUGAAGACACGGUGCGGAGAGUCCAGGCUGACCUCCAAGGCCUUCGGUGCGGGAUCCGAACACUUGCAGCCGCGAUCCCACUUGGCACGCCCUUUUGCAUCCAUAAUCCGUUUACAGCACGGCAGCAGUGUGAGAUUGUCGAGUAUUCAGCGGGCCCUGAAAUUAACCCCUUCGUCCUCUUCGCGGGUCAUGCUAGAGGCCGCGGCUGGGCAGGUUUGGUGCUCCUCCAGCCCCAGCCCGAUGCCAGAGCAGUUCAUCUCAUUGGCUGCCCUCAGGCGCCCGGUAACGUAGCUGUAGGGGUUGCUAUUGAGCACCGCUUAAUUCCCUGCUGCCUCCCCGCGACUGUUGAUAUCGCUGCCCUCAGGGCCCUGCGCUUGGAUGGCACUGAAUAUGACCUUCGGCCGCCUGAGGUACAGGAAGGUACACAGGUUGUCCAGUUUAGGAACGGCGAUUGCCUCUCAGCUCGGCGGCAUGUUCCCCAUCGGUCCCUCCAAGGCCAAGCUAGCAGGGACCCUACUUCUGCCAGAGGAACGGCGAGUGCGGGCGAGCGCGAGGGCAGCCCCGCUGACGAGUCCUCAGCCAUCGCUGCUUCACCAUCCCUCUGGGUCCCUCUUUUACCCAUGCUGGCUCUUCGCAGCCGCCCUGGCUCUGCCUGGCUUGUUGCCGCCAUUCUACCCAGCCUGGUCCAGAGUAUGCACAGACCUGGCGGUUUCCCAUGGGGGACCGACUCGGUGAACCGUGUAUUCUCAGGGAUAACUGCCGAGGAUCCAGUUUACGUAGUCCUGCAUAGUCCCUUCUUAGGGGUUUUCCCUCCCUACACGGCAUCUCAGGAGACUCCCCACUCGCAAGUCUGGGCGCAGUUCCGCAAUGAUGACCCGGGUUGGGCUGAAGACUUCUUCCCCGUUUGGCCGGGGCCGGCAUUCAAUGAACUGUCCAUCGUCCCGAUUGGACGUGAUCCAGCUCUGGUCACCUUGAUGCUCAUCUGGCGGGGCCACCACCGGGCCACAAUUGUUCCCCGCACGAUGACCGUGGACUGGAUUACGUCCUUCACGGCCAGACAUAUCAACAGUGCUGUCGGGGGUGUGUCUCUUCCCCACGGGCUUGCCGUCUGCGAACUUUUUGAUGUUCCACCUGCCGCGUUUAGGUUCCGCAACGGGGACGUCGUGUAUGUACAUGAUCCACCGGAUGACCCCGAUGAGCCACUUGAACUAGUGGAGCCCUGGCAUCUACAGGAUGGCCUGGCCGCACAUCACGCCCCUCGGGCGGUCGGAUUUCAGCUUAUGUUCCCGAUUUCAGUCCAUUUGCUGCGACCUGAAAAACCGCCCUUGCUCACCACCAUACCGGCUGGCGAAUCUUGGUGCCCUGAAGCGUUCUCCUUUUCAGGUGAGUUCCGGCACCAUUUUCCGGGCAUGUGGACACCUGUCCAAUGGACGAGUGCCCGCGCCCUGCAGCUUAUGGAGGUCAACGGGGUUGCCGCCCGAGUCAAUGUUGUCGCGGCCACGCCAGAGGGCCGACUAUGCCGUACUGUCGAUCGCAUUGCCUCCCGGCACAGCGUUGCUGACCAGCUCCACUUCUGCCCAGAUUCGAUACAGGUUGGCGGCGUGCCUGCCUAUGCCUUGGAACAGGCCUGCGAACUCAGGAACGGUGAUGUGGUGUUUGGGGCAUUCGACCGGAGUGCAUGCCCUCGUGGCCCAGGCUCACCGAGCUGGUGGCUCGGUGUGGCCCUCUCCGCCUUGCAUCUGAACCAGCAGCGGCAGAUGCGACUGCCUCUCCUUGUGGGUUGUACCCUUUCCUAUCACGCCGGUCUCAGAGGCCAACAUGCCAUUACUCCUUUUCACGAGCCUCACACUGCCGCUGCACCUAGCUGCCAGACCCUAGUCGGAGGGUCCUUCUGCUCUGCUGAUGAGGAUCCUCCCUGGAGUGGCAUUGACCUGGGCUACACCCCAUCUGCCAUGGGGGGCCCACAGUCUUGGUGGCGGGGCUCUCUUUGCCGCCCCAUCCUUCCUGGUGUCUCGGCCGCCCUCCUGUUUUCCGGCCUACGCGGCAUGGCCCUCCUGACUGCCACCGCGUGUAUCCCUGCUUCUAGAGCCAUGCUUCAACAAGCGUCCGCCUCGUCAGCCACAGUCCCGGCUGCUGCAGCUCCUCGCGUCAUUGUUACGGUUGCUAACCCUUUUGCCCCUUGGAAUCGGGUUGAAGCUGACCCGCGCAACCUCUUCGACGAUGUCGUUGCCGAUGCGCAUCACACUUUAGCAUCUUGGCAUCAGGGUUUUGCGGCUACGGGACUUGUCUUGGACAGCACCCAGGUUGUUGUUCCCUUACCCGGGCGCCGUCUGGUCUGCUUGUUGGUGCAAGGCAUGGGUCAGCUGCUGUGCGUUAUCCUGCCAGCCUUCAUGACCCCGCGGGAUCUUACGCAAGCCAUUCAAAUGCGACUUGGCAAACGAGUCUGCGUCAGCCUGUCACCUGGCAUCAAGCCCGAUGGAUCGCCGCUGCUGCUACGGUGCAUAACCAUGAACAGGAGCUCGGAACCCACCGCUGGGCGCCCUGCCAUGGUCACCUCGGCGCGCCACCUUGGCUCGUUGAACAGUCUGAAGUGGCAGGCCGCGCUAAUAUUAUCCAGUCCUGCGACUCCACUCGUUGCAUUGAAGUGGAGCGCGACGCUUCUCAUGACCUUCACAUUUCAGGUUAUACAGUUCGUCCUGCUUCAAGCCACGCCUGUCGCACUGCCACUGUGCGCGACGGCGACUGGUGGGUCCACUCAGCGGCCGUUGGGCUGCUCGGGCGCCAUCUCUCCUUCCCGGCACAGCUUGCCUGGCUUCUCUACAGCCUUGCCGCCCAUGCCUGGGCUGGUUCUUCGAGCUGCCCAAGUGUUGACUCCUCCGAGGCUCGAACCAUCCGCGGGACGGUUCUUCCCUCCUCGAGUAGACCUUAAUGAUGGUGAGCCCUACGUUCCGCAGAGUGGCUGGCGACCUGACGCCCCAGACGGCCCACUCGCACGCUACUUUCCGGGGCCUCGGCCGCGGACUGCCAGAGUCCUUUGCCCCCUGCGGGGUUGGAGCGAGCUCUUGUUCAUUAAUCUGGCCGGCACCUGGCGGGAAGUUGAGCAGGAAGGUGCUCGGCACUGCGGUCUCUGGUCGCGCAGGUUCUUUCCGGUGCGUGCUGUGCUUCCCGUCUCGCAGCUCACUCUCGCUCCAGUGGCCCCCUAUGGCCUCGCUACAGUUGUCUUUCACAUGGAAAGUUGCUCAGCCGUGGCUUUAGCGUCUGUUGACUCCAGUUUGGUUGACCUCCAGCGGCUCGCCGCUCGGGUAUUCACGCAUGCUCGCUACUGGCGAGUGGUUGCGCCACCUGUGUUACGCGCGGCCAACCCGCACACCCAUCUCAGGUUGCGUAAUGGUGACGCCUUUAGUAUUGUUCCUGAACAAUCUCAGCCAGAGGCCACCCGCUUCCCUUUGCUUCAGUAUCCCUCCCUCGAGCGGGCCCGACAAGUUGCCAGCUGGUCUCUUCCUUUUCGGUUUGACUCUGGUGGGCCAGUAGUUCUCUGGUUUUCUAAUCGCCGGCAAGGGCACUACAUAAGGAUUAGGGACACGGGCUACUGGGACCCUGAAGGUCCCACCUUUUGGAGCCUUAACGGGGAGGCUUUGUCAGGUUCAUGGGUCCCGGUUCUAACGGGUGACCUGUCGAGUCUUCACUUGGUGCACCAAGCUUCCGUUGGUGAGGCGCACGUUCUCUUCCUUCUGCCGCCGGACCUCAUGCCACAGGGCCGGCGGCUCGCGGGCUGCAAUGCUUACCGUGCCCCUCCAGGGUGGCGACUUCUGCCCGCUCUGCAAUAUGUUCGCGCUGACAGCCCUCUUCGAGACGGCGAUGUGUUAGUCAUCGACCCAGACGCCAGCGUGGUGUGGGACCCCUUCGGCCCUCUUCCCUCUGCGGCUGCAGAGGAGUCUCAUUAUGAUUGGCCCUCCUGCUCGUCGCCUUCUGGGAUACGAGGGGCCGGUUGGCUUGCCUUUCUUGCGGUCGCUGCUCGAUGGCCCCGUUGGCUUACUCUUGCUCUCCUUUCUCAUUACGUGUGUGGCAUGGUCCCGGUCCUGGAGGUGCCGGAUAGGCCCAUUCGCACAGGCCUGUACCCAUGGCGAGCCAAGUCCGGUGAGGAGGAUCUUGUUGACCUCUCUCCUGGCACUGAGAUUGACGUUGUGUAUCUCAGCCCUUUCACUGGUCCGCGGGAAGCUGGACGUCUCCCCACUGUGUCCACACUUGAGGAUCUGAGCUCGCUUGCGCGGGCGUGCGACCCUGAAUGGGCUGCUGAUGUUGCGCCGGUGUGGCCCACAGCGGCCAUCCCUGCCCUGCUUGUUGUGCCCCGGCCCCUCUCUCUCGAUAUUGUGUGUCUCGCCAUAUCGUCCUUGGAUCAACACUUUUCCAUGCUGACUCCGUGUGUCACUUCAGUGUCAUGGCUCAGUUUUGCUCUACGUUUUCUGCAGCCUAUGCAGACCCUGUCCGUGCGAGCUCCCAGCCCUCUCACUGCUGAGGCCACCACGGAUCAAAAUGUUAGAUGGCGCUCAGGGGACCUCGUUGUUGCUCUUCCGCCCGCCGCCUUUGUGCCUGAGUAUCAACCGCCCUGCUUCCACUCUGACACUCAAGUCCGUCAUUGUGCCAUAUGGUCGGUUGAUUUUUCAGUUUCCUUUAGAGCGAACUUCGUUCUGUGGCAACCGGGCGUCAGGGCCGUUAGGGGACAUGCCCCCGCAGGAGCUCGCUGGCAGGCACUCGACUUCACCUUCGAAGGGGAAUUCCGCCAACAUUACCCCGGUCGCUGGGUGCCCGUCCCCUGGAUUGCCCAGGACCACACGCAUCUCGUCCUGCUCCCUGAGGACCCAUCCCGUGCCAAUGUGGUGGUGGAAGCGGAUGGUCAAUGCUGGUGCGCCUCCAUCACUGCUGUCACAGAUGCGUGGCAACUGUGGACUGAACUGCCGACUGUUUCCGGUCAACCUCGGGUCCUCGGUGUUUCUCAUCACGAGCUUAGGCAGGGAACUACCCUACGCAGUGGCGAUGUGGUUUCCGAGGCCUCCGGACGCUUUGCACCUUGGGUCGUUUUCAGCUUGAUCGGGGUGUCUGGGUGGCGUACUGCCGGGCCUAGCGCUGUUCUCCUCGCUAUUGGUCUCGCUUUGGGACAUCCUGUCUGGGCUACUCGCUACACUGGCGCUGCCCCGAGCUCCUCUCUGGACCUGUACGCAGAGGGCCCUCUUUUGCCAGACUGUUACCCUACCUGCCAUCGGCUGUGGGAUCCUGCUUGUGGGGUCCUUGGACCCUUCCGUGGAGCUUCUUUGGAGCCUCCCGUCGCUCUUCGAGAUGCUGCUCCCGCAUGGUCAUCCUUUACCCGGGUUCACCCUCCACAGGACCCUCGCCUUGUUGACUGGGUUCCGGUGCCCUCUGACCCGAUGUUCGCCACCGUCCUUCUUCAGUGCCCACCUGCCACCCGGGCUGCUUUCCUUCCAGCUACGUGCGCCGCUGCCGAUUUGCUCCGAGCCUGCAAUCGAAUUGUCCGGGACCUGUCUCUCAUCUUGGCACCCCCCGAAAUUUGGUGUGGGACAGCUACCUCACCGAACCCAACUCUUUUUCUCCGGUCCGGCGACGUUCUCACUCUCGCUGGAGAGACCUGGGCUCCUCGCCUCCGCUCGCCGGCUGGGCGUUACUGGGACACGCUGCUCCAGGCGCGUCACUUCGCCUUCUGGGGAAGCCCUUUCAGCAUACGCCAACCUGGGCUCCUGUUUGCCUGGUCACCCGGUGACCCAGUCCCACUCACUGUGCCCACGGUCCGUGACGAACAAUGGGACCCCGUGCACUGCACCUUUCGGCCCUCCCUUGCCCGCUUCAGUGUCACUCGAUGGAUUCCUGCACAGCGGCUUGAUGACCUUGGUCUUCACCUUGUCGUUCCGCGACAAGGGGCGAGUGGCCUGCUGCGUGACGGUCGACCAACCCCGUCCCUUCUCCUUCCCCACCUUUUAGUUGGGGGUCUGCUCCCGGGAUCUCUCCGGCGGCUUUGGCUUGCGGCCCUUGGUCUCGGGCUCCUGGCAAGCUACGGCCCGCCGGCCGUCCCAGCUCACCCGCUCUUUCCCCGUGCAGGGGCCCUCUCAGGAGACUGCCAUGCUCCCACGUUUGAUUUUGGCCUCCUGUUCCGUACCAGCUGCUAUCUCCGCGCUCGGGGCGCGCCUGUUUGGAGCAGCACUGAUGGCAUCUCGUGGUCGGCCGAUGUUCAUGAGGAAUGCGUCGCCCAGGCGUCCAUACACCAACUUUGGUGGUCUCAUGAGCUUUACCCGUUUCUUCCCGCAUCCGCCCCUCCACCAUACCGUCAGGCUUUCUGCAACUUCCCGCUCUGGCACGGUGGAGUGCCUGACCAGGUCUUCAUUGCCACUGACGGCAGCGGCGAACAUGGAGGGGCAUGGGCCUUUUGUGUGUGGGCUUGGUGGCGCCAUCGAUGGUACCGCGUCGGUUGGUUUGGGGCCUCUGGCUAUCAGCUCCCCUGGACCCCCGACCUGCCGCCCUCGGCAGGCGGCCUCUCCUUCCACACUGAACUCUCGGCCUUACAGGCUGCCGGACUCUGGCUUAUUGCCUGGGUUGACCGCCUGUCCCUUCUCACAGCCUCUGCCCCUACCAAGGUUACUGUUGCGGUCGAUAACGCUGCGGCACUUCAAAUCGCAGCAGGGCAGGCCCAAGCCGCAGCACCUGCCACCACCACCACUCGGUAUGUUUGGCAGGCCGUCCAAGCUCGGCUCUCCACACGGUUCCAACAUGUCCAUAGCCAUGUCGGAGUGCUCCCAAACACCUUCGCGGACUUCCUUGCCGGCUGGUCGGGUCGAGUCUCCUGGCAACCGUGGAAACAGCUUGACCCCUCGCUACCCACCCUCAUGCAGAACGCGGCUCCGUGGCUCUGGGUCAUCCCGCAUGCUCGUGUCGUUGAGGGUCGGCCGUGUAUUUGUUUGGUCUCUCAGACCAUUUCAUGUGCCCCUGCUACUGAGGCUGGUGACGUGCUCCCUCCUGCCGACGAUACCUUGACAUCCACUGAGGCCGCUGUUCCACCGGGCCGUCCACCUGCCGAUUCUCCCAUCCCUUUGCGCUUGGUCACAGCCAAUGUUCAAACGAUGCGCGACUCCAACGCUUCAUUUUUCAAUCCCUCAGGGCAUGGUCAGCGGCGCCAGUACCUUUACUCCCAGGUUGCUACCUUAGGCCUCGACGUUGUCUGCCUGCAAGAAACUCGCAGCAAGGGUGGCCGUUGGGACACAGCCGGCCUCCUCACAUGGCGCUCUGGCGCGCAGAAAGGGAGCUAUGGUUGUGAAAUCUGGAUAAGGCCUGGCAUUACCAAUCCGCCCUUGCGGCUCGAUGACUGGCGCAUCGCUAGUGCUGACCCUCGUCUUCUCGUUAUUGUCAGCAAGCGUGAGGACUUACCUAUUGCUGUCAUCGCCGCCCAUGCCCCCCACGCUGAGCGGCCUGCUUCUGAGAUUCACCACUUUUGGUCUUCGUUGCACUCGUCCCUGUGCCAGCUGCCCCGGGCCCUGUCUCUUGUUCUCGGCCUGGAUGCUAACGCUGACCUCCUUUGGGCGGACGAAGACCAUGCCUAUAUAGGCGACUGUCUGGGCAACAGUGAGGAGGGUGCUGGCGAGCAAGGUCUUUUUGACACCAUCCAGCGCUUCGGUCUUCUUGCACCAGCUUCUUUCUCCGCCAUCCAACAGGGCCCGGGCUGGUCCUGGGAGCACACGGGCGGUACUCGGAAGCGGCUUGACCACCUCCUGCUUCAGGCGGGUCCAUGGCAGUGCACCCGAGCCCGGCAACUUCCCGAGCUGGACAUUCUCAACGGCCGCAGAGAUCAUAUGCCUCUCCUCGUUGAAUGCUGUCUUAAACGACAGGCGACACUGGCCAGACCCCCCGGGGCAUCCAACCGAGCUACCGCCCAGCAAGCACAGCUUAUUGCUGCUAGCCUUUGGUGCGAGCUCCCAUCUCCCGUGCGCAGCAUCGCUGAGGUUGGACAGGAGAUCCGGGAUCUCAAGGCUAGGCACCUCCGCCUCUUGAAGGCCCUCCCGCGAGCUCCUCGGCGGCCUGCCCGCCAGCCCUACAUCACUGCUGAGUCUGUCGCCGCCCUGGAUGUUGUGCGGCAGGCUCGCGAGCAACUCCCGCGCCUCCGCAAUAAUGUCGAAUGGCAGAAACGGCGCUUUCUUCUACUCGUGUGGCGCUGGAGUUGCGCCAGGGGACGAUCCGACACUGUUGUCCCUCGCCCAGACCCCACCGGGCUUCAACAUGCCAGGUUGCUGUUACAGGCCUGUAAUCUGCACAUCCGGGGUCUGCAGCAGAAGGCACACUAUCUAGCCCGUUCUGAUAAGCUUGCCCAUUUCCGCACCCUUACCCUUGCUGCCACCCAGCAUUGGGAAUCCACAGGCAUUCCUUUGGAAUCUAUCCGGCAUCUUCGAUGGGCCUCUCGUAAGGCCCAUGACCGUCGGGCUGUGCACGCCGCUGGCGGUUUCGACAUCGACCGUGAGCUUGAAGCACAAUUUCGUGACCAGGAAGGCGCCCGCCUCGUCUCUCCUGCACAGCUCUCACAAACAGCCGAGCAGUGGCUCUCUGUCGAUGCCACUCGCUCCCCGUGCCUCGAGGCAGUUCCUUCACUGCUCCAAAUGGAGCAAAUGUGCAUCCGACAGGCACCAGCUAAGGCACCAGGACCUGAUGGCCUGCGGAACGAGCUUUGGCGGGAACAUGGAGCCCUUGCCGGUCAAUGGCUUUGGCCACUCUGCACCCGCAUUGCGCUUCAGGGCCGAGAACCCUUCGAUUUCAAGAAAGCCAUCGUCUGCGCCCUCUACAAAAAGGGCCCGGCAUCAGUGCCUGCCAACUACCGUUCCAUCGCCCUCCUUAACGGCAUCGCUAAGCUGUGGCACUCACACCUCCGCACCACGGUCGGUGGACAUGUGCUGUCUCGUUAUGAGCCCAUGCAGCUAGGAGGGCGCCGUGGCGUCCACACUGGGUUUGCACUGGCCGCUUUCCGAUGCGCCUGGGACCUUUCCGUCGCUGCGGGGCGGUGCGUUGCUGUUGUCUUUGUCGACAUCCAAGCUGCUUACUAUGAGGCUAGCCGAGAUCUUCUUUUCGAUGGCUUCCCUGACGAUGUCGAUGUCCCGGAGCACCAUCACCUUGCUGGACUUGUGCUCCAGCUUCAUGGUCAGGGGGCUCUCUCCGCUCUUGGCGUUGCUGAGGAUGUCAGCGCGCUCCUUCGGGAUUGUGUUGCCCUAUCCCACUGGUCGCUCUCCGGGUCGGACAACAUUUUCCUGGCCUCCCGAGGCUCCCGUCCCGGAGACGGCCUAGCUGACGUCCUGUUCGGCGCCCUAUUUGCCAUCGGGCUGCAACACAUCCAGCGCACUGCUUGUUCCAUGGGCAUCUCGCACACCAGUGCCGGGGUCGAGAUCGGCCUUGAGCCAGGCGUCAAGCCGAUUGGCUGGGCUGACGACCUUGCCGUCCUCGCGGACUUUGAUAGUCCUGCCGAGCUCCAAACACAGCUCCCCCAACUCACCGGUGUCAUUCUUGACACCCUCCGGUGCUUGCGGUUCCGGGUCAACCUUGGGGCAGGCAAAACCGAGGCCCUUGUCGAUAUUAGGGGAGACGGCGCACGCGCUGCACGCGGCGCCUUGCUCAGCGGCGACGCCCUUUUGGAAGUUUCCAAAGGUGACAGCAUUCGCCUUUGCCCUGAGUACAAAUACUUGGGUGUAGCCCAAUUGCCUCGAGACACCGGCAGGCGUGACUGCGAGCUGUCGGCACAGCGGGGGUCAGCGGCGGCGUCUGUUGCCCGAACCCUGCUUUGCAGCAAUUGUCUGCCUUGGGAACUGAAACGAGCCUGGAUUACCGGCCGCGUUCUCCCCUCAGCUUACUCCUCCUUGGCCUUCUCGCGCGCUGACUCCGCCCGGGCUGCUGCGCCAUUGGCUGGACUCUUUGAACGCACAGCUAGGAUCCUGUUGUCAUCCUGGCAAGUCGGUCACAAACUUACCACCCCUUUGCUUCGGCUUCUUGCUGAUAUCACCCCUCCUGACCUUGCUACCACCGUUAGCCAGUGCCGCCUUUGCGUGCAACUUUUCUGCAAGGCUCCUGUUGCUGUCAGGGAAAUUGUCGAUGCUGCGUGGAACCGGGCAAUCCCUUGGUGUCAGGCCCUCGUCCUUGCCUGUUUGCGAGUGGGAGUCGCCUUAGACUCCUGGGACCCCGCCGCUCCCCCCUCCAUCACUGUCCUGUUCGUUCAGCAGAACGGACGCGCUCUCCUUCGAGCGUGCAAGGCUCUGAGCAAAUUUGGGCACAGAUACGCUGCCUGCGCACAGCUUUGGGCGGAUCUGGCCUCCCGUCGCACCACCAAGAUCCUAGGUGCGCCACAAUCCCACAGUUGCCCGGUCUGUCGAGGAGUUUUCCCGAGCCUUCAUGCAGUACGAGCUCACAUGCAUCGGAAACACGGCGUCCUGUCUGAUGUGACUGCCUAUAUGGCGGGCUCGGUUUGUCUUUGGUGUAUGCGAGACUUCCAAUCCUCGGAUCGACUGAAGCACCACCUUCAAACGCAGCGCUCCUGCCUGCACGGCCUGCGCGUUACAGUCGGCCCUGCUUACCAGUACGGUUCGGGCACAAAACGUUCGGGUCGCGCCAGCCACCGGGGAGUCCCUCCGCAGCGCAUCUGCGGGCCUUGCAAUGCCACCCCAGCGCAGAGACGGGCGGCCGACCUUGGGGUGCCGGCCGAUGAUGCUGCCCUGCAAGCUGAGUGGGACGCUGUUCAACGCCCCCCUGCCCUCUCGGACCUUGUCCCCGGCAACCUGCAUCGUCCUUCUCCCUUGUCGCCUUCCGACGAUGUUUUCGGCGCACAGCAGGCUUGCCAUAUCUCCGCUGCACGCGGUUCCUCCCCCACGUCCCUUGCCUCCCCGCAUUCCCGCUCGGCCACUGUCGAUGUGGCCUCUCCUGCGCAACACCCUUUGCAAUGGUUCUCCGUUGUGGAAGGGGCUGCUGGCUGUGACGACUGGGCUCUUCCCUCGCCCUGGUGGCCUGGGCUUCUUGGCCUUGGAGGUGUUUUUCAGCUUCCCUCCUCCUGGCACCGGCUCUGGCCUAUGUGGUCCGCGCUCGAGUUCUUCGAACCUUGGGAGCAUCGGGCCAUCCGUCGCUUUGGUGCUCUGCGCUCCGCCUCUUCGUGUGGGUUGGGCGCAGCAGCCACCCUUGCUGAUGCCACUGCUGGCAAGUGGUCUCUUUUGGAGUUGGCCGCUGCCACGGUAUCCUUCCGUAUGAUCUGCAAGGCUGUCCUACGCAGCGGUGCCCUCUGGCUUUGGGGCGCCCCAGCAAUUCGGGUCUUGCCCUGCUGCGCCGCCUGCUCCCGGCGGCCUUCUUCUUGGACUUCCUUUCGCCGAGGGGACGGGUCUUCCUUGUCGCUAGCUCUGCUUCCUUGGCCUCCCUUGUGCGUGCAGUCAUUGCUCGCCCUGCCUGCUCGGCCCCGGCCUCGCUUCCUUUGCGAGCUUUCUGGGCCUAUCCGGCAGCAUGACUCGCCGCCCCUGUUCAGUGUUUUCCUUCCAUUUCUGGCCGCGUGA